Messenger RNA from Castor canadensis (American beaver), 534 nucleotides. NCBI's taxonomy places the organism in Eukaryota, Metazoa, Chordata, Mammalia, Rodentia, Castoridae. The record is from RefSeq and is a predicted model, not a curated record.
CAGGCAUUGUUUGGUGACAAAAUGUUCUACUCUCACACAUUGUUUGACCAAUUUAUUGCCACCAAAGUGUGCAACCAGAAGAUAUUCUAUCCUGUGUGCAGCAAGCUCUUAUUUACUAUAACUGGAUAUGAUCCAAAAAAUUUAAACAUGAGUCGCUUGGAUGUUUACAUGGCACACAGCUCCGCAGGAACAUCUGUACAGAAUAUGCUUCACUGGGCCCAGGCUGUUAAUUCUGGUCAAUUUCAAGCUUAUGAUUGGGGAAAUCCUUAUGAGAACAUGAUACACUUCCACAAGCUUACACCUCCUUUAUACAAUGUUACUAAGAUGGAAGUCCCAACAGCAAUAUGGAGUGGUGGACAGGAUGUUGUGGCUGAUGCUAAGGACACCGAAAAUUUACUCCCUAAAAUUGCCAACCUUAUUUACUACAAGAUGAUUCCAUACUACAAUCAUAUGGAUUUUUACCUUGGACAGGAUGCACCCUGGGAAAUUUAUCAAGACCUAAUUGGAAUGAUGGAGGAAUAUUUGCAAAAUUAA